GCGUGCGCAUGCUCCCGAGGGGUCCGGCCGAGCCCCGGGCCGGCAGCCCCGCGUGCCUGCGGCCGCAGGGCACGGACAGGUGAAGGCCACCGUCCCGGUGGGGUGGACCUACCGGAACAGGGAUGUCGGGGCUCCGUCGGAUGGUGUCCCGGAGCCUCCCGGCGCGCAGCUCCAUUCCCGGAACAGAUGAUCUUUGCACAGCGGCAGUGCGCCGCGCCUGUGCAGACAGAUAGUCGCGGCGCCCGCCCAGCCCUGCGGGGGUGGGGGUCGCCGGAGGACCUGAUGAACAUGCAGCACUGCAAUCUCUUGUGCCUGCCCGAGAACUACCAGAUGAAGUACUACUUCUACCACGGCCUCUCCUGGCCCCAGCUCUCUUACAUCGCAGAGGAUGAGAACGGGAAGAUUGUGGGGUACGUCCUCGCCAAAAUGGAGGAGGACCCGGAUGAUGUGCCCCAUGGACAUAUCACCUCACUGGCUGUGAAGCGUUCCCACCGGCGCCUCGGCCUGGCACAGAAGCUGAUGGACCAGGCCUCCCGAGCCAUGAUAGAGAACUUCAAUGCCAAAUAUGUCUCCCUGCAUGUCAGGAAGAGUAACCGGGCCGCCCUGCACCUCUAUUCCAACACCCUCAACUUUCAGAUCAGCGAAGUGGAACCCAAAUACUACGCAGAUGGGGAAGAUGCAUACGCGAUGAAGCGGGACCUCACCCAGAUGGCUGACGAGCUGAGGCGACACCUGGAGCUGAAGGAGAAGGGCAGGCACGUGGUGCUGGGCUCCAUCGAGAACAAGGUGGAGAGCAGGGGCAACUCGCUUCCAAGCUCGGGAGAGGCCUGUCGUGAGGACAAGGGCCUGGCUGCUGAGGAUAGUGGUGGUGACAGCAAGGAUCUGAGCGAGGUCAGCGAGACCACAGAGAGCACCGAUGUCAAGGACAGCUCAGAGGCCUCCGACUCUGCCUCCUAGAGCCUGCACUUGCUCCUCUCCCCACCCCGACCUGCCCGUCCUGUCCUCGCCCCUCAAGGUUUCACAAUAAACUUCACCCAGUGGC
Molecule: messenger RNA, 1042 nt
Organism: Acinonyx jubatus (cheetah)
Lineage: Eukaryota; Metazoa; Chordata; Mammalia; Carnivora; Felidae
Gene: NAA10
Product: N-alpha-acetyltransferase 10, NatA catalytic subunit
Exons: 8
Coding region: 187-957 (256 amino acids)
Biological process (GO): N-terminal peptidyl-glutamic acid acetylation
Cellular component (GO): NatA complex
Molecular function (GO): protein N-terminal-serine acetyltransferase activity; protein-N-terminal-glutamate acetyltransferase activity
Source: RefSeq, a predicted model, not a curated record